Trichomonas vaginalis G3 is the source of this 585-nucleotide messenger RNA. RefSeq lists its product as uncharacterized. The record is from RefSeq and is a predicted model, not a curated record. Bases 1 to 585 code for a protein of 194 amino acids. The transcript has a single exon. NCBI's taxonomy places the organism in Eukaryota, Parabasalia, Trichomonadida, Trichomonadidae.
AUGCCUAAACCCAGUAAGAACGAAACACCUUUGGAAAAAUUAAUGCGUCUUAGGCGUGAAAAGAAGGCCAAGGAUGACGAGAAGGCAGAGAAACAAAGGAGAAUGGCUAACGUAAAAGCACGUAAAAAACGUAUUGCAGAUGAAAGAAAGGCACGUAGCCAGGCACAGAAAGCUGAGCGUGCUGAACGUAAAAAGUUAUUUGCUUCUAUUGAGCAGAGCUUAAAGGAAGAACAAGCAGCUCAGAAGCAAGCUGAAAAACAGAAAAUCGAAAAAAUGCGUUCUGAACAAAAGGCUAGAACAGCAGCCCUUAAGAAGGAAGCUGCCGAACUUAAGAAGCAAGAAAUGGCUGAUAAGAAGAAACGUAUAAAGGCAGAUAAGGAAAGAGCUAAAGAAAAAGUUAAACAAAUGAAAGAAUUAAGAAAGAAGGAAGCCAUGCUCAGACCAGCUCGUGAAUCUGCUAAGAAGAAUAGGGAAGCAGAAGAAAAGAAAGUACGCGAUAGAUGGGCUUUAGCAGAGAAGAACAAAGCUGAACAGAAUAAGUGGGAUAACGAAAAGUUAGCUGAACUUCUCUGGGAGUCAUCAUAA